Messenger RNA from Wyeomyia smithii (pitcher-plant mosquito), 564 nucleotides. RefSeq lists its product as uncharacterized. The record is from RefSeq and is a predicted model, not a curated record. Lineage: Eukaryota; Metazoa; Arthropoda; Insecta; Diptera; Culicidae. The transcript has 3 exons. Bases 49 to 564 code for a protein of 171 amino acids.
AUCCCCUAAGCAGUCUUUUGCAAGCACACAAAUAAGGUUGGUUGGAAAAUGUUUAUACGUCUGCUGCUUUUGAGCUGCUUGUUGAAAAAUUUUGCGGUGCAUGGAAUAAAAUUGUAUGACAUCAACGUAGUUUCCUUUGAACCAUUAUCAACAUAUGACAGGACGGCCCUUUUACUAGGCACUUUCCGUGUUACCCGCAAAGCGCGUAACACUUGCGUCUUAUCCGGUGAUUUCGAGAUUCUCAAGAAUUGGGGAAACGAAUAUAUGACUCACUUUUAUAUCGAAAACUCCAUCGGAAUGAUCAUGUUCAAAACUAGUGAACCAUUUUGUGAGCUUCUCAAUUCUGAGUUUGCAAUCGCGAAAAAGUUCCGAGAGCAUUCGACCAUUCCGCCUGGUAAUUAUUGCCCGCUACCGAAGAAUCGCUACGAGGUCAACAAUUACCGAAUGGAUGACUCAGAUCUGCCGAUAAUAGUACCGAAAGAUACAUACACACUAAUUACGAAAAUAAUAGCGAGCGAUGGACACCUGGUGCUAGGCUAUAAGGUGACGGUUGCUGUUUCGUAG